AUCAGCAUAAUUGCGACGGCAACAUGUCGGUUACCGGGAAUAAUCUAUUCAUGAUGGAGGUGAUCGUGUACCGCGUGACGUUAACGGAUCAGAUCCAGAUACACAACACGUGUCCGGUGUGUGUGUGCUUCCGGUUUCCGGGUCUGGUCGAAUUGGUAAUAUGUGAGGGUGGAUAUUGCGCCGACGGCAAGGUUGGCGGGGGUGAAAUCCUGAUGGCCAACGGCAAGUCUUGCUUGUUCACGGUCAGCACAGCGGACCUUUGCCGGACUGCCCGAGACUUUUGCGCCAUCGUCAGCGUGAACAGGCGAGUGCUUGGCGAACAGCAAAUGCGAUAUGUGGCGCAGACGAAGCUCGAGUUCGAUCGGACGUUCGUCGACCUUAUACUGAAUCCCAACCAGGAUCAAAGGGCCCGCAAACUGAAACGGGUUUUGCCGUUGUACGAUAAUGGCCGACCGAAUCCCGUUGGCGCUAUAGAAGUCUUCGUCCGUUUGACUUCACAAGGGGAUUUAGUGGUGACUCAUUUCAACCGUGCACCGGAUAGCAAUAAAUAUCAAUACAAAGCAGUAAACGACUGCGUUUCUACACAAGCGUCGACGAUGAAUUGUACCGAAAGAAUAAUGUUCAACCCAAAGAAAAUGUGCAAACACAGAACUUCGUGUAGGAACAAACGACCUAAAGUCAAGCCAGAUCCCAGCAGCAAUUGUGUCUCGGAAAUGAAACAGGCCAACUGCGUUAUGACAAUGAUGGAAAAGUUAACAGCCUUAUACAAAGACAUGAAAACUGGUUGGUCGGCUCGCAGUGGCGAGUUUAACGAGGACGGAAAUCAACAUGGCCAACCGUGCAUGUUCGACCUGAAUUGUCCGGCCGCCCGUUGUCCAUUCAGGACAGGACAAGCGUCCAACGCGUUCGUCGACCACUUGAUCGACGGCACCCGUCCCGGCAACGCUUGGUCGUCGAAUAAUCGGUUGAAAAACCGCGAAAUCGUCGACGAUGCGGAUUUGUUCGUCGUGAACGUGGGCCGGGUAGACCCAUGCCGGAUGAUCGCGCCCCUGGUGUACAAGGACGGUUGCUCGCAGUGUUUUGAAACGGACUUUUCGACGAUACUAUUGCCGCCGCCGCCGCCCGUCAAGAAAAAUAAACGCAAAAAAUCGAAAAAGUCAAAAAAAUCGAAAAAAUCAAAAAAAUCGAAAAAAGCGAAAACCUAAUCCAGCAGUCUAUAAACAUUGAUUUUUAACAACAUUUUUGAAAAAAUAAAAAAUAUUUUUUAUU
Myzus persicae (green peach aphid) is the source of this 1269-nucleotide messenger RNA. RefSeq lists its product as uncharacterized. Bases 24 to 1205 code for a protein of 393 amino acids. The record is from RefSeq and is a predicted model, not a curated record. NCBI's taxonomy places the organism in Eukaryota, Metazoa, Arthropoda, Insecta, Hemiptera, Aphididae. The transcript has 3 exons.